This is a messenger RNA of Morone saxatilis (striped sea-bass), 802 nucleotides long. Its product is annotated as receptor-transporting protein 3-like. The coding region runs from base 73 to 552 and encodes 159 amino acids. The record is from RefSeq and is a predicted model, not a curated record. The transcript has 2 exons. NCBI's taxonomy places the organism in Eukaryota, Metazoa, Chordata, Actinopteri, Moronidae. Gene Ontology annotation, biological process: protein targeting to membrane; protein insertion into membrane. Gene Ontology annotation, molecular function: olfactory receptor binding.
GUCUUGUGGAUACAGAUCAGCUGUCAGAGUUUUGUCCCUUCUUCAGGCACCAACGCAGGUAACAUUGACAGGAUGGAACGGUCAAUGUGGACAAGAAUCUUCCAAAAUAAAGCAAGGAAUCUUCAACAAGGAGACACCUGGCGUCUGGAGUUUGAUGACAGUCUUGUGCCUCACAGCCCGAACCCAGGCUGGGAGCAGUACAUCAGGAACACAGUUGCAUGGUUCAAAUGCACCGUGUGUAGAAGAGGCUGGCCUUCCAACCGAGUGAUGGUGGUCUUCCACAUGCGCCUGUCCAACGGGCAGGGCAUUGUCAAGGUGAGGCGCUUCCGUCAGAACUGCAAGAUGUGCACCAAUGCUCCAAUGGAAAUGCCCGACAUCGAGUCUGAGAACAUCCACAUCCUUCUGGAGAAUCUGGUGGAGAAGAUAAGAAUGAAAUGCUACCAUGAAGACCUGGGCAGAGUGAACAGGCCUUUUGUAAACCUGGAAGUCAAGAGUCCCCAUGAGCCUGCUCAUUGUGAGGCCUGUAAGCAAGGCAUCUGUGCAAGGAGUUAAACUUGUGUAACUUUUUAGUCAGCCUUCUAUUAAUUGAAAGAAAAAUUGAUAUUUGUCUCAGACUGUCUUUAUUCUUGAAGGUUUUUUAAUUUUAUUAAGAGUUUCAAUUAAGUUAUAUGCCUGUAGCUCAUAUUAGCAAAGUAUGUAAGCUUUUAUAUUCAUUCUUAUUGUCAGUUUUCUUUGUCUGCUCAAUGACUUAAACAUCACUUUUUAAAAACAGAAAUGUAACAGAUAAAUAAAGAUUAUGCAA